Messenger RNA from Pecten maximus, 1833 nucleotides. RefSeq lists its product as uncharacterized. The transcript has 2 exons. The record is from RefSeq and is a predicted model, not a curated record. Bases 79 to 1044 code for a protein of 321 amino acids. Lineage: Eukaryota; Metazoa; Mollusca; Bivalvia; Pectinida; Pectinidae.
AUUCCAUAGCUACCACUUGAUGGAGAGUGUCAGUGUUCGAUUUUUCAUUGGUGUCAAGAUCGCCAAAUAUGGACGGACAUGGAAAUAUGCACGGACGGACACGGAACUAUGUGUACGGACGAACAUAGCAAUAUGUACGUGAAUGCAACUAAUGAGGUAGAUCACUAUACGAAUAUGACGUAUAGCCCAGGUAAGACGUAUAUAGGUCCGCCGAAAUCAUACUCCCCUCAGUAUCGCAAAAGUAUAUUGGUAGCACACACGUCGCCAGAGGAUGAGCGAUGCGGGCAAGCAUACGACGGAGCGGUCCAAAUUUCCUCUUCAAGAAGUGGUCUUGAAGGCAAUGCUUUGGAGUGUCCGGACGGCAACUUCUGGUCAACUCUACUGAAAACGUCUCAGAUCAGCAUCCAAAGACGAGACUUCAACAACAAUACAAAAAAGCGCGCUAGGAAAAAAGACAAAAAUAAUACAAAAAUCAUCAUACCGUGUGGGAAAAAUCUGCGCGAGUGUGGUGCUAAACCAAGGAAGAUUGCAUAUGAAUUACCUCCCCUGAAAGGCGCGCCUAGUGACGGUGAAAGCGCACAACGUUCUAAUGUAAAGGUCAGCGAAGUCGUGGUUGGUGCACACUGUUCCAAUAUCAUCACCCCGAGAGAAAAUAAGAAUCUGGAAUCGAGGCUGACAUAUUUAGAUAAAACAGAAUAUCGACCAGGUUUUAGAGCUGCAGCAAAGAAAAUACAACAAAAAAGCAAUUUAACCAAGAACACGUCAUUGUCCUUAAAACUACCAAAACUUGUUGAAAAUGAACUGAAAUCAAAAGAUUAUGACCAGAAAAAUGAGAAAAGUCUUUUCAAACUGCCGUCAAUAGUGGGUACGACAUGUUUGUUGGAUACAACAACAAAACAAAAUUCUCAAAAUACAAAAAGGCCGGAAGUAUCGGAAGACAGUGGCUCCACCACGUGUUCACUUGGAAAAGUAAAACUGCCACCUAUCGUUCCAUGCGUUAAAGAGGGAAAUAAGGAGAAUUGGAAGAAUAAGUACAGAGGAUAGUGAAAGAUUGAGUCAUAAGUGGAACGACAGAGAGAAGGAACAAUUGAAGGGCUGGGUAUGAAAUUAUGUUUCAGAUACUUUCAUUUAGUUCUUAAUAAUAGAAAUGCUGUAUUAAAAUCCAUCAGUUUUUUAAUAUCAUAUAUACGACUAAGAUCAGCAGUUUAGCUGCCGUCCUAUAACUCACCACAGAUUUGGACGAUACUCAGUAAUAAAUUCAUAUCAACGGUCAGAGGUCAAAGGUUGAAACUACAUUUAUAAGUGAUGGUAGUGGUGAAAAAUGAUAUUUACAGUUGUACUUAUUGAUAUUUUGUGUCAUUCAUGAUUGAUAAACAUGUAUGUAUACACGUAAGUGUAUGUGUAUUUACACGUGCGUGAACAAACGUAUAACGAUUAAUAUACACAGUGUAUAGUAAACCUACCCUGUCUGCUCCUAGAUGUACCACAGCGUUCCGAAAUAAUUGUGUGAAAUUGUAAGAGGGUAAUUAUACAUUGAAAAAAAAAAUCUUAUAUCAUCUACAUGUUGAUGUCAUAAUAAUAAAAUAACUGAAUAAUAUCAGUUCGUGGUUAUUUACAUUUGUUUAUAUCUAUUUUUACGUCAAGAUCUGUGUCGGGUUAUCAAUUAAUUAAUCCCCUCCGAUCGAACGGAGCAGUGGACUGAGAACCUUCCGGUCAAAGGUUCGAUCUCCAGGGGAGGUACAUUUCUUUUUGCUUUUUACUCGAUGGUACAAGAUGCAAAAUUCAUAACUAUUUGGACACAGCUUAAAAAUAAGUAUAUAAAAGAGUUUAAGU